Molecule: messenger RNA, 938 nt
Organism: Capsaspora owczarzaki ATCC 30864
Lineage: Eukaryota; Filasterea; Ministeriida; Capsasporidae
Exons: 4
Coding region: 18-608 (196 amino acids)
Biological process (GO): positive regulation of MAP kinase activity; regulation of Golgi organization
Cellular component (GO): Golgi apparatus; FAR/SIP/STRIPAK complex
Molecular function (GO): protein kinase binding
Source: RefSeq, a predicted model, not a curated record
AGUCCACUUUGUUCCAGAUGGCGACCCAUUCGGCUUUUGCUUUCGACACUGUUGUGCGCAGCGCCCUCGACAAGGUUCUUGCUGAGGACGACUCUGUCGCGCCCGCCAUUGAGACACUCCGCGCCGCAUUCGAGCGUGCAGAGCAAGCGCAGAUGGGCCUUGUGCACUCUAUUGUCGAGUCGAUUCUCGAGUCUGAUUUGGAUGCUGCCUCGCUUGGCAAGUUCCGGGAAGCAGGAAAAGUGGCAAAGAUGACCGAGUCGGAUAUCCAACAAGUGCUUGCGCUUGGAACCAAGCUCGUGACGACCCUGCAAAAUCUCCGAUCACAAAUCACUGAAAAGUCUACCUUCUUGGUGGCCAUCAAGCAGAUCGCUGGUGCGAUCAAGAUCUUCUUGGACUCUGUCGGCAAGGUCACCGUCACCGACGAGGGCCUUGCCAACCACAAACGACUGCUCGAGGACCACAAGAAAAUCUUCAUCAAGACGUCCAAAUCUUUCAGCGACACGCUCAAGGGCUAUUUCAAGGAGGAGUUUGACCAAGGCGCCGUCUUCUCCAGCGCAGAUGUUCUCAUCCGAGAGACGACGCAAUUGAUGCAAACUUUGAAAGCAUAAAGCCCCAUUCGUUCAGUUUUGUUAUUUGUUGCCCUUGUUUUGUUUUGUUUUGGUUGUUGUUUUUUUUUUUGCUUUUUUGCAUUUCUUGUGUCGCUGCGUGUGUUGGAAGCUUAUGGUAUGUGCUCCUGCUGCUUCUUCUUCUUGUUGUCAAAGCGUAAGAGAAUGCGGAUCGAGCUCCCCAGCAGAGCAAAAGUCGCUUUUGUUUUGCCAUGUUUAUUCAACGCUUUGAACAUUUCCAUCCCUGCCUUGGUAUGGCUGUCCAUCUUGGUCUUACAGCGAGAGUGCUCUCUGGAUGAACUACUGUUCCUUUAUUGUGGAAAUUCACAAAAC